AGGCGGAAGCUUCUCCUUCCCUUCUCAGUCUCCUACUCGGAAGUAGACGUUAGUGUCUAUAUUCCGUUCAUUUUAUUUUUUAAAUCAGUUUGGAAGGAUCCCCUUUAGUUUCUAAUCCCCCCCCACCAAAUUUCAGGGCGAACAUGGAGGCAAAGCUGGACGCUUAGAAAAGAUGACGGAAUCCGAUCUGCUCCUUUAUUUUACCUCCGUUUAAUGGACCGGAUGAUCUGCGUUUCCCACAGCCUUGCAGGGGAGGUAGCUGUAUCCAGUGGGGAGGUAGGCUUUUCCAGGGUUCGUGAUGAAGUUUGCCGAGCCCUUGGAGAGCCGGAAGCUGUCGUCUUUUCUGGAGAAGGCAGUUUCUAGGGAAGCCAAAUUGUGGAAGGUUUACGUGCCAAAGAAACUGACCAACCUGGAUACAGAUAUUUCCCCUGAAAAGCGUGAUGAGGCUGUCCGGUGGUUGAGGGAUGUGCAUUCCCAGCUCAAACUCUAUCCAGAGACCCUCUGCCUGGCAAUCAACAUCCUGGACCGCUUUCUGUUCACCAUCAAGGCCCAUCCAAAGUACCUGCGCUGCAUCGCCAUCUCUUGUUUCUUCCUGGCUGUUAAGACCAGUGAGGAAGAUGAGCGGAUCCCGUCUCUGAGAGAGCUGGCCUCCAGCAGCAGAUGUGGCUGUUCUCCAUCAGAGAUCUUGCGGAUGGAGAGGAUUGUUCUGGAUAAGCUGAACUGGGACCUGCACUCCACCUCUGCACUGGAUUUUCUUUACAUUUUCCAUGCAAUGGUUCUGAGCUGUAAGUCUGGCCUGAACCCAUCACAGCAUGUGGCUCUGCUCACCCAGCAGCUUUUCCACUGUCUGGCCCAAACUGCAAUGCUGCAGGUGCGCGGUUCAGUGCUCUCCCUCACCCUCAUCACACUGGAACUGGAGAAACUCUGUACUGAUUGGCUCGCUCUCACUGUCGACUUGCUGCACAAAGCACAGAUGGACAGUUCUCAGCUGAUUGGCUGUCGAGAGCUAGUUGCAUGUUGCCUGUCCACACACAUGGCUUCCCUGCCUCCUAACACUGUGUAUAUCUGUCAUUCCCUGCUGCCUCACGACGGGGGAACCCUGCCCGGCUGGCAAGACUCCUUCGUUCCGACCGCAUCGGGCUGUGACCCUCACCGACCCUCUAACCCCAACACAGCCCACACCCACUCUUGCCCCAAGCUGCGGCUUCACUGCAAGUCCUCGGCCAAGCGGAAGGUAGAACACAUGGAGGUGGACGAGUAUUUCGAUGGGAUCAAGCGUCUGUACAAUGAGGAGAGUCCCCAGGAGGGGGCGCUCCAAGGCAGUGGUGAAACAGUUGGAGGGGGGCCGGGUUUGAGCUGCGGACUGCCUGUGGUACGGCAGAAUGCUGGCUCCUCACCCUGCCCACCUCUCCAACCUGUCAGGGAAACCUAGAGCAAGAAAACGCCUAAACAAUCACAACCUCAGCAAACAUGUUCAUCUGUCAACCUCAGAGCAAGAGAGAGCCAAAAAUACUAACAUAAAUACAUUGUGCAUGAUGCUAUUUCAUAACCAUUCACUGAGCAUAAGCAUAAAAGUCAAUAUAUAAAAUGAAAUUUUUUUUUGCAAAAAAAGCAGGAAUACUUUUCUCCCUAUCUGUGGAAAAUUUUUGACUGUUAUUAUUGUUGUUUGUCUCUCUAAGUGUAUUCACCAACCAUUUUCCUCUCCUCUCCUUAAUCUUUAACUUUUCAUCGGUAUCUCCUUUUUUCAGUUUUCUUGUCAACAUGUUUGAGUGCUGAAUUCAUGACUGAAAUGUGCAAUUUUGAUGAAUAUAUUGUCUUUUAAGGCUAUGGUUAAAGAGUGGCAUUUAUAAAGAUGUAUAUUAGUUUUGUACAAAUGUACACUCUCAUUCUCUUGGUUGAUGGCUUUGUUUAAAUGCUUGUGAUUCGAUUGUGUGUGUGAGUGUUUGAAGGGUGAUAAUUUCCCUAUCACUACCUUAUACUGAGCAUUAAGGAUGAAUUAGUGUUACCAUGGCACUAGAUCACACUUGGCCUGACAUGGCUAGAUGAACUGUUUGUCGCUUGUUUUAAACAUAGUAAUGAUGUAACUGUUAUACUGAGUAGAAUAAAAAUACAAGAAUAACAUUGUGAACUUACAAAAAAAAAACAAAAAAACAACAACUUUAGAUCUUCACCAUUCCUUUGCUGAUCAUAACCUUUAUGUGCUGUUUCCUGCUGAAAGCUCUCUCUUGUUCUGAGGUGCUGAUAACAGUCUGUGCUGCUGAAGAGAAAUCUCCCAAUGCUCAAAUAAAUGAAAACAUACUCUGAA
This is a messenger RNA of Myxocyprinus asiaticus (Chinese sucker), 2305 nucleotides long. Its product is annotated as cyclin-I-like. The record is from RefSeq and is a predicted model, not a curated record. The transcript is spliced from 7 exons. Gene Ontology annotation, biological process: regulation of cyclin-dependent protein serine/threonine kinase activity; mitotic cell cycle phase transition. Gene Ontology annotation, cellular component: cytoplasm; nucleus; cyclin-dependent protein kinase holoenzyme complex. The coding region runs from base 299 to 1432 and encodes 377 amino acids. NCBI's taxonomy places the organism in Eukaryota, Metazoa, Chordata, Actinopteri, Cypriniformes, Catostomidae. Gene Ontology annotation, molecular function: cyclin-dependent protein serine/threonine kinase regulator activity.